Monoraphidium neglectum is the source of this 483-nucleotide messenger RNA. RefSeq lists its product as hypothetical. The coding region runs from base 1 to 483 and encodes 160 amino acids. NCBI's taxonomy places the organism in Eukaryota, Viridiplantae, Chlorophyta, Chlorophyceae, Sphaeropleales, Selenastraceae. The transcript has a single exon. The record is from RefSeq and is a predicted model, not a curated record.
AUGGCGCGGCUGGCGCAGCGGACCCUGAAGGACCUCGCGGCGCAGGGCCCCGCCAAGGGCCCCGGCGCCGCCCCGGCCGACGGCGCCGCCGCCCGCGCCGCCGCGGCCGCGGCAGGGCAGCGGCGCACGGCAGCUGCCACCGACGGGGCGGAAGACGCAGGGGCGGCGGGCGAGCCGGAGGCCCCGGCGGCGGCCCAGGCGGAGGCAGAGGUGCAGGCGGCUGAGGAGGAGCCCUUCCUACUGGACAACAUUUUUAAAUAUACAGAGGAAGCCAAGCCGAAGCUGUACUGGCUGCCGGUCGGCGAGGAGGUGGUGGCGCGGCGGCGGCAGCAGAGGCACGAGCGCGAGGUGGCGGCGGCGGCGCGCGUAGCUGGGGCGGGUGGCAGCAAUGGCGGCGGCGCCGGUGGCGGCAAAGUGUCGGAGCCUGGGGGCGAGAUGGUGCAGGAGGGGCUGAUCAAGGGGCACACAAACCGCACGCGCUGA